This is a messenger RNA of Epinephelus moara (kelp grouper), 2956 nucleotides long. RefSeq lists its product as uncharacterized. The transcript has 20 exons. The record is from RefSeq and is a predicted model, not a curated record. Bases 1947 to 2864 code for a protein of 305 amino acids. Lineage: Eukaryota; Metazoa; Chordata; Actinopteri; Perciformes; Serranidae.
GGUGUUUAUAUGCGCUGCAGCAACUGGAAUAUUCCGUUUACAUGUUCACUGACAUAUUCCUGUGUUUUGGCGUAUUCCAGAAAAGACCCCAGGCUACUGGCCUACCAGAAACGCUCUUAUUUAAUACAACACUCAACCUGCGGGGGGCAGCAAUAGGCGUCAUGUGUGCCGGAAAUACAGAAGAAGAAGAAGAAGUAGAAGAAGAAGUUGUGUUUACAAUGGACAGAAGCUAUAAUGUUUGUUUCCAACAUACCCCUCCAUUGUGUUGUCCUACUUGCGCUUUUGCACCACAACUUAACUACAACACACCUGCGGAUCCAUUUUGUCCUAAACAAUGGAAGAUGAGAGGGCAAACGAGUGUAUGGACCUUUCCUUCCAGCUUAUGCCCUUCACCCAGCCAGAGCCCCCCUGAGUCUGUCGAUGAAGGUACGAAGCCAGUUCUGCUGUUCUCCCCACUUGCCAUAUCCAUAACAGCACCGACAACCCUGGAUUCCUUGCGAACCGAGCAUGCGCAGACAUAACUGAAUAUUUUGACCAACAUCACAACAUUUCGGGAGGGCACAUGCCCGGAGCUCAUUGAAUUGGGAGUGGACACUUUUCAGUGCCCAUUGUGCCAGACGGUAGGGCCAUACCAUGCCCUAAUUCCCCAUUUACAAGGCCACCAGUGGUCAGUUGUUAAAUAUAGAGGUAAUGCUGCUAAUCCAUGCGUGAUAUCGCCAUCCUACCACAAAUGGGCACCUUGGAUUGGACCACACACAAGGGCAAGCAACUUGUUAUUAAACACAGAAUACCAGAAGGGUCAAGGCAGCAAGCGGGCAAACCCUGCAGACGAAGCCGAGAUGGAUAUAUCCGAGGACAGAUUGAUCAACGAAAUAAUGAAUUUGAAGGUUGACGCGGUGCGAAACCUGGUCAAAUACCCCUCUACAGGUUCAGCUGAACACUAUGCUCUCUAUGACAUUUUCCACAAGGCCAACACCAGUGAUGCAAAAGACUGCUUGAGGAAAAUUGCUCUGGUACCCGAACUGCAUGGCUGGGUGAAUUCUCAGGUAGCAGAGCAGUUGUUCUCCAAAAUGAGAAGGAAUAACUACUUUCUAAAUAUGAUGUCUCCGGGGAGCCAUAUUUUUCUCAUGCGCUCUAUCAUUCAUCAUCACAACACCAUGUUGAAUGAGAAGACCCUGGCUGACAUUCAUAAAAUCUCAUCAGCAGACAUCACACUGGAUUCAUCUGGAAAGGCCAUAAUGGCAAAUACGCUUUUUCUGAGCGGAACUUCACUUCCAGCACAUCCCAAAGUGCAAUUGGACCCAGCGAACAUUAACCAGUGUUCAGGGAAAUGUGAGGCCAUGACAAUCAUUUCAUCGUUAAAGCCCUGCAGAGCCUCAUGGAGUGUAAAGGGUCGUCAUCCGCUUCAGGAGCAGCUGAUCAAUUAUGUCCUGGAUGUUACGAGACCUGGAAAUGAGCUCAUCAUCAAAGACGGACCAACUUGCCUUUCCAGAAGUGACAUCUUGACCCUGGGACUUCAGAGAGAAAUGGAGGCAAUGGUACUUAACAACUGUACAUUUUACUGAUGAAAGCAUGUUUUCAUGUUUUCAAAAUCAUUAAGAAUUCAUUGUAUGAUGCUGUUUGUAAACUACAUCAACGGGUAGGGAAUGGGUGCCUCAGGCUGGUCCGGGAGAUGGCAAAUAUGCAGGGAAGGGAUGUUUUUGUUGCAGACCUGCAUGUCACCCCAACAUGGCUCCCUCCCACCAACUGCAAUCCCCUGCUCCAUUUCCCAAAAGAUGCUGACCAGAAAGAUGCCCUCAUCAUCCCCCUGUGGAUUUCAGGGCAUUUUCUUCUGAGUAGGUGUUGCACAGCAGAUUGCUGUGGGAGCCUGGACGGAGAAGACUGCUCUGGAUUUGGAGGGUGUUCCUAAGCAGACACAUGGCAAUGAUUGUGGUGUCUUCGUGAUAAUGUAUGCCUGGUACAUUGCCAUGGAUGCUUGCUUUGACUUCAGUGUUGAUGACAUGUGUCUCCUGAGAAGAUGGUGGUGUAUUGUCCUAUUAGAAGACCUUGGGCUGGAAGGGUACGGAAGGAAGUUUGCCCAUUUUACAGAAGAAGGAAAGGCAACCCUUCAUGACAAUGUACCACCGGUAUUCAGGAUCACACGAAAAAGAAAACACAAAAGCAGCACCAUGAGUCCACAGGACACCGACCCUGCCACCAACUACAUUUACAGUAAAAGGCCUUACAGCUUUUCAUCCAGAGAGCAGGUUAAUGACAAUAAUGACAGCAUGGACCAACAUGAUGUGGUCACCACAACCAGAGACGUUGGGAUCCUGAGUGAAGACGCAUCUUUCGACAGGCUUGUGGAAAGGGCUCAGCAAGCUGAACACCAUAGAAGAGUCACUAGUGACCUUCUUGUAACGUUCAUCACUCAGGAUAACAGCCUACUCCAACAUCUUGAAGCGGUCAUCGCAGGAAAAGUUACAUCCUCCUGGGCAACAUCAAAGGGCAGGGUGAUAAUUUUCUUUGAGGAGGAUGAGCAGCUGGACAGAGUGCUGGGCUUCUUGACAAGCCUGGUUGAAGCACAGACAACCAGAUGUCACAAUCAAGUGGCAUUUGUUAUGGAUGAGCUUCUGCCAGAGGCAACAGUCCACACCCUUUCAGCUGUCCAUGCAUUUUCCAUUGACAGAGCCAUGGAAAUGUAUAAAUGUGGACUGCAGUAUGACUUGAGUAGCGGCUGGACCUCGGAUGGCAGAGGCAUGAGAGACGCACUGGAGAGCAGACUGAGAGCAGGGGAGCAGUACGGGAGCAGGAGAACAGGAGGAAAAGACGAGACGCACGAGCCGCGUUCGGCCCCGGGCUGCAUGAUUGUGUGGUGGGGUUAAAAAAAAUAAAAGAACCCUAAACCCCAGUACUGUGUGUGUGUGGUUCAUACGUUAAGAACUCACGGUAGCCUGGAAGAGGGUUACAUAUGUGA